Molecule: messenger RNA, 444 nt
Organism: Odobenus rosmarus divergens (Pacific walrus)
Lineage: Eukaryota; Metazoa; Chordata; Mammalia; Carnivora; Odobenidae
Product: ferritin heavy chain-like
Exons: 2
Coding region: 1-444 (147 amino acids)
Source: RefSeq, a predicted model, not a curated record
AUGACGACCGCGUCCCCCUCGCAGGUGCGCCAGAACUACCACCAGGACUCGGAGGCCGCCAUCAACCCCCAGAUCAACCGGGAGCUCUACGCCUCCUACGUCUACCUGUCCAUGUCUUACUACUUUGACCGCAAUGACGUGGCUUUGAAGAACUUCGCCAAAUAUUUUCUUCACCAAUCUCAUGAGGAGAGGGAACAUGCUGAGAAACUGAUGAAGCUGCAGAACCAACGAGGUGGCCGAAUCUCACUACUGGAACUGCACAAACUGGCCACUGAUAAAAGUGACCCCCAUUUGUGUGACUUCAUUGAGACUCAUUACCUGAAUGAGCAGGUGAAAUCCAUCAAAGAACUGGGUGACCACGUAACCAACCUGCGCAAGAUGGGGCCUCCCGAAUCUGGAAUGGCAGAGUAUCUCUUUGACAAGCACACCUUGGGGAAACAGUGA